Phytophthora infestans T30-4 is the source of this 1083-nucleotide messenger RNA. Its product is annotated as Cytochrome Oxidase Biogenesis (Oxa1) Family. Gene Ontology annotation, cellular component: mitochondrial inner membrane. Gene Ontology annotation, molecular function: membrane insertase activity. Gene Ontology annotation, biological process: mitochondrial respiratory chain complex IV assembly; protein insertion into mitochondrial inner membrane from matrix. Lineage: Eukaryota; Oomycota; Peronosporomycetes; Peronosporales; Peronosporaceae. The record is from RefSeq and is a predicted model, not a curated record. The transcript is spliced from 5 exons. The coding region runs from base 1 to 1083 and encodes 360 amino acids.
AUGAACCGCCAGUUGCGGGCGCUUGGGGCGCUCCGUUGCGGAUCCCUGGGGCUACGCCGUGCUCCCAUUUCUGGAGGCCAAAAGCUGCUCCAUUUUCGUACUGUGCAGGCGGCCGUUCCUGUUUUCGCCGCGCCCUAUUCACUAGACAAUCGGCGCUUUUCCACCUCCGAAUCUGCCCCGCCGACACUGGAGUUGACAAUGACCGACGGACAGCUCACAGACGUUGCGGCGGCGGUGACUAGCGGCACGGGCAACGAGCCGUGGGCUAUUGUUCAGGGUGUGCAGUCGGUACUAGAGACGGUGCACACGACCACGGGGCUGCCCUGGUGGGCCACGCUGUUGCUUUCGGGUGUGACGGUGCGAGCUGUCAUUUUUCCAUUUUACGUGCUCCAGAUCCAGGCCAUGCAGAGACUGAUACAGGCGAGACCGGACUUCAGUAAGCUGCACUCGGCGUACAAGUACGCGCGUACAUUUACCCCUGGCUCCGACCACAAGGGGCACCUCGACGCUAUCUUGCUAGGACGUCAAGGCCUCAAGGCAGUGAUGAAGAAGUACAACACGCGGCCCAUUCAGACCAUCAUGGGGUCUGUUGCGUACAUUCCCAUCUUCGUCCUUAUGGCAUACAGUGCUCGUGACAUGGUACGCUCUGGGAACUUUGCAGGAUUCGACUCUGGUGGUCUACUGUUUUGGAAGAACCUCAUGGAGACGGACAGCACCUAUGUACUGCCGAUUCUCGCUGCGACGUCAACUUACGGCAACUUGGAGCUCUCUGUGCGAAACAAAAGUGGGUUCUGGACAACAUUGCUUCAGGGAGGCCAAUAUAUCACGAUCUUUGCUGUCCCAGUCCUAGUCAAUCUGCCUCAGGGUGUUUUCUUCUAUUGGCUGGGGGCCUCGUGCUCGUCCAUGGCUCAGACCAUCGCGAUGAACAACAACAACUUCCGCCGACGUAUUGGACUCAAGCCCCGAAUCACAGAGACAAAGCCACCUGCUGCAGCUGUAGCUGAGAUGCUCGGUAAGGCGUCGCCCGAUACCACCGGGGGUGCGGCGGUCGUCAGUACGGCGCCUACAAAGUCUCAGCAGUAA